GCGGAAUCUGCUCGUGCGAGAGGACGAGGAGCGAGGACGAGGAGCGAGCGAAGAGAGGCAGAGGCAGAGUCAGCAGAGAAUUCAGACAUCCUUCUCACAGUCAGAUCAAGAUGUCCAAGCAAGAGCAGGAGCAGAGGGUGAAUAAUGCCAAGAACGAGAUUUCAGCAUUCAGUGACAUGUACAACAGGAUGCUGAAGCAAUGUUUUGAGAAAUGCGUAGAGCAUUAUCAUGACAGCGAACUUGCUCUUGGCGAGAACGUGUGCAUUGAUAGAUGUGUGAGCAAGUAUGUCUCUGCGCAAGAGAAAGUUGGUGCAACCAUGACAAAGGUUACAUCUCAGAUGCAACAGAUAUGAAGCGAUGCUGUCCCACAUAUGACAAUCUGAAAUACCGGCGUAAAGAAUCUUUGUUUCCAGCCAUGUAGAGCAUUACAUCUUGGUGUCUAUC
Guillardia theta CCMP2712 is the source of this 444-nucleotide messenger RNA. RefSeq lists its product as hypothetical. NCBI's taxonomy places the organism in Eukaryota, Cryptophyceae, Pyrenomonadales, Geminigeraceae. The transcript is spliced from 5 exons. The record is from RefSeq and is a predicted model, not a curated record. Bases 111 to 353 code for a protein of 80 amino acids. Gene Ontology annotation, biological process: protein insertion into mitochondrial inner membrane. Gene Ontology annotation, cellular component: mitochondrial inner membrane.